AGGGCCUGUCUGCUUCCUGCAAUAGAAAGUGAGAAAGGAGCUAAAGGGAGAAGGAGACCGAACCUCUUCAUUCCUGGAGGUGUUGCUCACCGCGACCCGGUUACAUAGAUCGUUGUUUGGCGUUCCUGCACGUGUUUCCCGCAGACGGAGCGCUCUUGCAGCUUUAGGUGGUGAGGACAUGCUUCCACCGUGAGAAUCGACCUCCAGGCUGCUGUGCGGUCCGGCGCAGCCCGGCGGGAAGGGAGGCGGGCGGUGCACACAGACUGUCUCUGGAUGCUCCCAGACUGUGGCUCCGGAGCCCACCUGUGACGCCCUGAAAAACAUCCAUCAUGCACCUGUGAGAGGUCCAGGGAAGAUGCCGCGCACCAAGCAGAACCACCCCAAGAACCUGAAAGAUAAAAUUGAAGAGGCGCAGAAGCAGCUGAAGGAGCCCAAAGCUACUCAGAACACUUCGAGUGCUCUAAGGCCUGUCGACAACAUAAAAGGCCUGAAGAGGAAAAAGGUUGUUGCAGAGAGUAAAAAACUCCCAAAGUCUCCUGUGAAAAAGCCGGUGCAGUCAUGUGAGCCCGAUGUGCACUCAUCGCCUACCAAGGAAACCACACCCUCCUCGUCCAGCCCCUCACACAACCCUCCAUCGUCACCCAACGGGAAGGAAGAACCACAGCAUGUUGAACCAGUUGCAGUAUCCCUGGAUGAGGGGUCCCACUCCUCUGAGGCUGAGGGGGUGAAGCAGGAGAAAGCGUCCACUCAGCCAACACCACAAGAGCCGUCAGACUGCAAGAAAGCUGAAGAGUCUCCACGUGAAGACAGCAAAACCCCAGUGGGCAGCUUUAAAGGGGGUUCUUACAGCAGCAGUGCUCCUUUGGAAGUUCUUCUGAAAGCCAUGGAGCCUGACUUCAGCACUCUGGCAGAUAGAGACCUCUCUGUGUUGGCCACAGGCAUCAGCAAACCAGCUGCAUCGCUUCAAGCGCAGCUCAGCGGAGAAGUAACAGCACUGCCAGCCGUCAGUGUUGCUCUCCAGACCCAACCCUCCCAAAUGCAGACCUACUACAUUGACAAACAAGGCAAUUUCUUCGGCAUUGCAGCUCCGCUGCAGGGAGCAGUGCAACCUUUAACACAGGGUACUGGCCCACUCACUGCAUCUCAUUUACUGCCUAUUUCAUCAAAUGUGAAGCAAGGCUUGCACAUGAACUUCAGCAGUGGACCGUCCGCUGUAAGUCACACCCCGGCCCCUUCAGGCCCCAGUGCUUUGCCCCAAAGCCAACCGCCAGUUGUCCACACAUGCCAAUCCAUCUCUGCCAGCGUCCCCAGCACCAUUCAGGUCCCGGUCACGCCCGGCAGCAGCCAUGUGCAGAUGACCACUGUCAUGAACAUUGGUGCUGAGCAGACAUCAAAGGAUCAAAAACCUAAAAAGCCAGGAAAGUACGUGUGCGAAUACUGCCAACGGGCGUGUGCAAAACCCAGCGUGCUGCUCAAACACAUCCGAUCUCACACAGGAGAGAGACCAUAUCCCUGCGUCACUUGUGGCUUCUCCUUCAAAACCAAGAGCAACUUGUACAAGCACAAGAAGUCUCACGCUCACGCUAUAAAGCUGGGUAUGAUCUCCCGUUCUGAAUCUGGAGGGGGGUCUUUGUCUACAGAAUCUGACAAAGCUGUUGGAGCACAGUCAGAGGUUGAAGAGAGCGGGGACAGUGAUGAUGAAGGUAGUGCCGUAGACCUGGAACCUGAGUCCUCACAGAGUAGCAUAGCUCCAUUAUCUGAUUGCAGUUCACAGAAUGUAACACCAUUGGAGACAGAUGUAUCCAUUAAAUCCUCCCCAGGUCGAAGGGCUCAUGAGCCCAAAGUCCCUACUGCACUCCCUAAAGUUGUUGUGUACCCGGUUAACGUAUCGCCUCUGAGGGCAGACAGUCCAAGAGUGGCCGGUGCUGCACCUGAACAAGCUGCUGCACAGCGUCAGCGAGAGUUUCAGGCCACCAGACCCAACGUCACAGUCCUGUCUUCUCUGAAGGAGGUGGACGGCACAAGUGGUUCCUUGGAUGCAGUGAGCGAGGACGAAGAGCAGCAGUGCAAGUCUCCUCUGCUGGGGAGUCACGGUCAGCUUCAGCGGCAGCAAGCAACAGACUACUCUCAGCAGCAGCAGCCCAAAUGUUUACUCAGUCCUCGCAGUCUGGGAAGCACCGACUCCGGCUACUUCUCUCGGUCUGAAAGUGCUGACCAGGCCAUGAGUCCCCCCAGCCCCUUUGUGAAGAUAACUCCACCAGUAGAUGCUGAAGUUGCCAAAAGCGUUCCUCUCAUCGCGCCUCCUGUGGUUUCCACAGUCAUGCAUGUAGCAGCUGACCAGAGAAUGCGACCAAGCGAAAAAGUUAUACGACACCCACUAGAGCCAAGCGCCCGCUCUCUGGAAGAGCGCAUCUCAAAACUCAUCUCGGACAAUGAGGCGGUGGUGGACAACAAACAGCUGGACAGUGUAAAGCCACGCAGAACCUCUCUGUCGAGGAGAGGCAGCAUUGACUCCCCCAGAUCAUACAUUUUUAAAGACUCAUUUCAGUUUGAUCUGAAGCCGAUGGGGAGAAGGUCCAGUUCAAGCUCUGACAUCCCCAAGUCUCCUUUUACGCCCACAGACAAGUCAAAACAUGUGUUUCUCCUAUCAGUUCCUAAUCAGUACCCACCAAUGGACUGUCUACCGAUCACAAGGAGUAACUCAAUGCCCACAACGCCCGGACACUCAGUUCCCCCACCCAGCAUCAAUCCAGUGCCCCGACCUUUAAGGGGCUGUCAGUCAUUUGAUGAAAAGAUUAGUUCUUUGAAUGAUGAGGUGUUCUUGUCAGCACCACCAACCCCAAAUCCCGCAAUACACUCUCGAACUUUAGUCAGACAAAAAGCUGUGGACGACUUUUCAACUAGUGAGGGGCACAGCCUGGUGGCUGUUCGGUCAAUGGAUGAGGGCUACCAUGGGCACAGCAGCUUGGUUGAGCAGAUGCAGAGGAGCAGAUCGUUUGAACACGGGCAGGACCGAAGCAGGAGGCCUCAGCAGAACAAAGGCACCAUGUAUGAGUGCGAGACUUGUCGAAAUCGGUACAGGAAGUUGGAGAAUUUUGAAACCCACAAAAAAUUCUACUGCUCAGAACUUCAUGGUCCCAAGAACAAGCCUUUGGUGGUGAAGGAACCAGAAGAAGAUGUUUUCCAUGUCAACACACAGCAGCACAUACCAAGCGGCACUGGUGCACUAGACCAACAGACGUCAAUCAGAAAGAGAAGGAAAAUGAAAAGUGUAGGUGAUGAAGAUGAUCAGUCUCCAACUGACACCAUUCCACCAUGUUUAGUUGGUUGUGAGGCGACAACAACUCUGCCAAACAAGAAUUUUUCUCAGACUGGGCUCAUAGUAGACAUCCAACCCAACAGCCAAUCAAAGCCUCCUCAGAUCCAGCUUGUAGCACGAGGUAUGAACACGGCAGAGUCCAGACUGUCUCCCAUUCAAGAGAUGAAUAUCAGUGGUGCUGCUAAAGGAGACCUUCAGAGGCAAGGCAGUGGCACAUCAGUCAUCAGACACACCAAUUCUCUGAGCCGACCCAACUCAUUUGAGACGGACUCCCUUGAUAGAGUAUCUCCUGAUGUUUUGGAGAAAGAUCAAAUGAAAAGUCCACAGUUAGAUAGAUCUUCUGGAGUCUCAACUGAUUCCUACCAGGAAAAAGCUUUCAAACCUACAUGUGACGAGUACAGGAAACUCGGGAGGGAGUAUAGCAGCGAUAGUAUGAGUGCUGCAAGCUCAACCCCAGUCAAUCAGUCUCGUCUUGUACGACAAAGCAACAUCCUGGUUCCUGAGAUUCUGGUAACAGAAGACUCAGACAGGGAGCAUGAACCUAACACCAGUGAGCCGGCAGACAAGCCUGCAGAACAAUUCAACUGGCCCCAGAGAAGUGAGAGUCUGUCCAAGUUACCAGCUGAGAAGCUCCCCCCUAAGAAGAAAAGAAUUCGUCUGGCUCAAAUGGACCAGUCGUCAGGUGACUCCAGCUUUGAGUCCAGCUUCUCGCGAAGCCUUAGCAGGGACAGCAGCCUCUCUCGAGGCUCCAGCAUCUCAGCCUCCUUUGACCGAGAGGAAACAAUUCGAUCAGAGAGUCCAUCCAGAGGGGAAGGUAAAACUCCAGAACCUCAGAGUUUACCAGUGGCGCUCAACACCCUUGGGGUGCCUGGAAUGAUGAGGCGUGCCGCAUCUGAGCAGAUCACUUGCACUCAGCCAUCGGUGGAGAUUUCGUGUGAUUAUCGAAGCAAGUCUUUUGACUGCGGCAAUGUGCCUCCAAGACGAUGUCUGUCACCCAUCGGUCAACCCAAAACUGGACAGGUCGCACAGGUGCCACUGAUUGAGAGAAGGCGGGGACCACUUGUUCGACAGAUGUCCUUAAAGAUUGGCCCGGAGAGUCAGCAGCCUGUUCGGAAAUCUGCCAUUGGCACUUUAGACAAAGCCCUGAUUGCUAACGUCAGCUCCCUCGGUCAGUACAGAUCCCAGCAAAUUAAUAUUGUAAGCAGGCGUGCCCCAGUGGCGUCCGCCAUCCUAAACACAGCGGAGCCACCGCUGCAACAACACGAGCAACUGGUGCAAAGCAUUAAUCUGGGCAGCCCCACCCAGCAGCAACAAGUCCAUGGUUUGCCACACCCCUGGUACCAAACGGCAAAGGUCCAGUUUAGUCAGAAGGUACAGCAAGCUCUCAGCAAGACAUCAGUUUGUGGUGAAAAUCUUCAAGAUAAACCAUCUGACUUUGAGAAAAAUAAAUCCUUUGUGCCCAAAUACCAACUCCAGUGUCCCAGCCAAACCUUUUCCUUCUGUACGCAGGGGACUCAGAUCGCUUUGCCAAUUUUAACUAUUCCAAUUGCCAAUCCGAUCCUGAGCAUUUCCAAAUCCUCAGACAUCAUCCAGAAUGUCUUUGUGGCCAGUCAGCAGACGUCCGAUGUGAAGACCCAGACUGUUGUAUUUUCAAGUAAACAGCAGAAGGAGCCGUUGGACCAUAGCCAAACGGGCACUGCUUCGUUGCCGCAGAUCCUGAUCACCCAUGAGCAGAUGCACCAAUCCUCUUCUCAGUCCAGUAAGCACUACCAGUUGUCCACUCAGAGUGCAGAGGUCCCACAUGACCGGACUCAAACUGCAGCAGUUCCUGCCCCACACACAGCAGACCAUUCAUCCCUGGGUUCUCUGCAGUGCAUGCAAAAACUAGCCUCUGUGACAUUGUGCCCACAACAGGAACCCGCUGCUUCCAGCAAGCGCAUGUUGUCACCAGCCAACAGUUUGGACAUCUACAUGGAAAAGCACCAGAAACGUGCCAAGGACGAGCAUGGUGUAGCCUGCUUGACAGACGGUAGGUCGGCCGGUUACCUCAACUCAAAGAUAUCCGAGGUGUCACGCCAGAGAAAGCUAAUGCUGGUGAGACAGGUGUGUACGACUGAACCGGUGGACAGUCCCAUUGAGACAGAGGCCCCACCCCUGCCUGAUCUCAAACCUAACGAGGAGAAGAACUCUGAGGCUGAUGAUGGAGUCAAGCCCAUGUCUCCUGAUGCGGUAGGCGUAGAAAAAAGCAGGGCAAAGGAAAUUAACGAGAAGAAAGAUCCGGUCAUAAACACUACCUCCCUGCCUCCUGACAACAGUCUGAAGCCCCAGGAGAAAUCCGAGGAGCAGAGGUGGACCCCGGCCAAAUCCCUGAUACGGCCCUCCAGCUUCCAUGCAGGUCAAGUGAAACUGACCACGUCUGUGUCAGCGGUGAACACCAAGGAAGCCCACCGGCUGUCUUUCCCCAGCCUGAAGACCACCACCACCUUCACAUGGUGCUUCCUGAUGAAGAGGAAGCCUAUUCACAUGCAGCAGACUGACCUGAAAACCUCAGCAUACGCUGCCUGGACCGUCAGUACAGAUAACUCCAAUCCCCUUGGGCUGCCCACCAAGGUGGUCUUGUCUCUUUUUGACUCCAAGCACAGCUCUAGGAAGAUCCACUACACCUCCGCCAUAAGGACCAGCAGGGAGUCUGACAUCCUGUCCUUCUCGGGCAAGCUGAAGGACGUCAUGCUUAAAAUGCCAGCAUCCCAGAAGUCUGUGUCGUCUGAAACCAGAUGCAAACCACAACCAGAACCUCAGACCAGCCAUGAUUCGGAGAAAGAUGCGCCGCUGUUGUCCGAGCCGCGGCGCGUCAAAAUAUUUGAUGGCGGGUUCAAAUCUAAUGAGGAGUAUGUGUACGUGCGCGGCCGUGGGCGGGGCAAGUACAUCUGCGAGGAGUGUGGGAUCCGCUGCAAGAAGCCCAGCAUGCUGCGCAAACACAUCCGCACCCACUCGGAUGUGCGACCAUUCCACUGCGUCCACUGCAACUUCUCCUUCAAGACUAAAGGAAACCUCACCAAGCACAUGAAGUCCAAGGCCCACAGGAAGAAGUGCAUGGAGACGGGGGUGCCUGAGGGUGUGAUGGAGGAUCAGGAUGCGGAGGACUCUGGAGACCGGAGUCAGCUGAGCGGCGCCGACCGCCAGGAUUCCGAUGGUGAUGACUCGGACGGCCCAGACGAUGACGACAAUGAUGAAGAGGAGGAGGACGACAGUCAGGCGGAGUCUGGCCUGUCCACCAACCCGUCUGUGUCUGCCAGCCCCCAGCACCUCCCCUACAGAGACGCAGAGUUUCCCCCCAGCGCACUCCUCGCCCAGAUGUCCAUCAGCUCUGUCCCCGCCUCCCAGCCUGCCGCUCCUGAGCCCCCAGCCUCCGAUUUCGCGUCCACCGCGUUCUUCCAUCCGCAGACAUCCGUGUCCUGCAGAGGCUCCGCCCACCUCCCUGCCUCUCCCCCGCCUGCGGUCACCUCAGACUCGUACACUUCAGACCCGGAGUCGGUGCACAUGAUGAGCCCCAUCUCCCCCUGCAGGCAGAUGUCCAUCGAUUACCCUGACUUUGACGGCCCCUUCAGCCCCCCAGCACAGGGAAAGGUCUACAAGCUAGGCCAGGAUCCUCAUGCCCCCCCUUCUACAGCCAGCGCUGAUUCCAACACGCCUGUGGACAGAAGCACGCAGACCUCCUACCCCGCCCAAGUUCCUCCACCCCUGCCCCCGCACACCCAAAUGCAGGCGGUGAGAGCGCAGACCCACCUGUUCAGUCACCUGCCGCUGCACUCGCAGCAGCCGGCCCCCCUUCCCUACAGCAUGCUUCCAGUGGGAGGGAUCCAGCUGCUGCCCGCCGGCCUGGCCACCUUCCUACCGAUCCAGGCUGGCCCGGUCCAGCUUACCAUCCCUGCUGUGAGCGUCAUCCACCGAAAUACCAGCCCGCUGCCACCUCCCAACACGCCCCCCCACCCAGAGAGCCUACAGACUCAUCCAGUGGUGGUCCAGGAGCCACUCAGCAGUGUGGUCCCCUGCUUCCCCCUGGGGCAGGUGGCCGGCCUGCAGGCGCAGACGCUCAACCUCAUGGGACUGACCAACCCUGGCCUGGCUUCAACGCCGCUGUUACCCCCCCAGGGCCUAACGCUUAACGCUGCUCUGGGCCUGCAGGUGCUCGCUGCCAAUCCCAACUCUCAGAGCAGCGCCGGCCCGCAAGCGCACGUCCCCGGCCUGCAGAUUGUCAACAUCGCCCUGCCUGCCAUCAUCCCCUCCCUCAGCCCUCUGUCUGCCCUCAGCCCCCGGCCGGGCUCUCUCGACAUGCAGAGCAGCCCAGAGGCUUCUUCAGCGCCACCUGCUGGCCCUGCCUGGGGUUCUGUGCCACCCAAUCCAGGAGGGUGCAGCCCUUCGAUGAAGCAGACAGUGGAGUGGAACGAGAAAGAGAAACCCCCACCUCAGCGUCCAGCUUCAGCACCCCAAAUCCCCGCUGAGCAUCCAAAAUCGGCACCAGAUCCCCAAGCCGUUGAGCUUGCGGUACCUGUGUUUGAGAACAGCCGACAAACGACCAUCGACGACUACAACGAGGCGUCCAGCGACGAUGAAGACCGUCUGGUCAUCGCCACCUGAGACGGUGGAGCCUCCCCCCCCUACCAUAUUUGGAACUCUGGUCACUUUAUUGAACUGAAGACCCUGCGGGGCUCGCCACCUCAGCAGUCAAAGCACAGAAGCCGUUGUACGUGCAAUCAGACAAUGACAACAAUCCUUUGAGUCUGACUUAUCCAACCCUGUUUUUGUACAUGUUGUAAAAACAAGUGUGCCUUCAUGGAGUUUUUGUUUGGGACACUGUACAUAGUUCUGAGGAGUUCAGUGGUUGUUUUUGUUCAUUUCAGAUGAAAACAGAGUUGAUCACUUUUUAUCUGGGAGGAUCUGUCAUUCGUAAAUGUAUGGACUUCUCAAUGUCGUACUGGUAUAUCUGCAUUUCUAUGGAUUUUGGGGCAAACGUGUACAGAUGUGUUCUAUUUAUUAUGCUCCAUAUAGUGCCCACAAUGAUUCAUAAGUCCACAGGUAUGUGCAUCAAGGUAGCUCUAUGUUGCUGUAUUAAUAUUUACUGUAUGAGUAAACGUUUGUUUAUGAAGCC
Molecule: messenger RNA, 8468 nt
Organism: Oryzias latipes (Japanese medaka)
Lineage: Eukaryota; Metazoa; Chordata; Actinopteri; Beloniformes; Adrianichthyidae
Gene: hivep1
Product: HIVEP zinc finger 1
Biological process (GO): regulation of transcription by RNA polymerase II
Cellular component (GO): nucleus
Molecular function (GO): zinc ion binding; RNA polymerase II cis-regulatory region sequence-specific DNA binding; DNA-binding transcription factor activity, RNA polymerase II-specific
Source: RefSeq, a predicted model, not a curated record